Molecule: messenger RNA, 275 nt
Organism: Gryllus bimaculatus (two-spotted cricket)
Lineage: Eukaryota; Metazoa; Arthropoda; Insecta; Orthoptera; Gryllidae
Source: the annotation of a GenBank genome assembly
ACGGGACUGUGCAAGUUUCAGAGCCCCGAGUACGAAACAGUGGAAUGCCUCAAGGUUGUCUCAUCUCCAGGAAGAGAAUUCCUUUCCCAGCACCUCGGAACCGUGAAUUUUACGACAUUCUUGAUUUUAACAUUGGAUGUGCGGUUGAACUAUAUGGAAGGAUAUUCAAGAUAACUAACUGCGACAGAUUUACAAGGACAUUUCUGAAUCGUUUAGGAAUUUCGGUUCCCGAUCCCAUUCCAAUGCCGAGAGAUCCAUACACGGAUAUGAGAGCU